Molecule: messenger RNA, 1602 nt
Organism: Tarenaya hassleriana
Lineage: Eukaryota; Viridiplantae; Streptophyta; Magnoliopsida; Brassicales; Cleomaceae
Product: protein DETOXIFICATION 16-like
Exons: 9
Coding region: 48-1496 (482 amino acids)
Biological process (GO): xenobiotic detoxification by transmembrane export across the plasma membrane
Cellular component (GO): membrane
Molecular function (GO): antiporter activity; xenobiotic transmembrane transporter activity
Source: RefSeq, a predicted model, not a curated record
CUGAAGCAACCAAAGCCACAUUAUGUUUUUCGUUCAAAAAUAGGAAUAUGGGAAGAGAAGAGGAAUCUCCGGCGAUACCUUUGAUCGGAAAAUAUGGCGGAAGCGGCGGAUGGAUGGCGGAGGAGGUCAAGAAGCAGGUUUUGCUGGGAGGGCCAUUGGUUGUCGUAAAUGCCCUUCAGUACUGUCUUCAGGUGAUCUCCGUCGCCGUCGUCGGCCAUCAGAGCUCGUUGGCUCUCUCCGGCGUCUCCAUCGCCAAUUCCUUCGCCCAAAUCUCCGGCUUCAGCUUCCUCAUGGGGUUAUCAGCUGCAUUGGACACACUAUGCGGCCAAUCCCACGGGGCAAAACUACACCGCAUGUUGGGGGUUCACACACAAAGAGCAAUGCUUGUUCUUGUAACCUUAUGCAUACCUUUGUCCCUCUUAUGGACAAAAACACAAUCUAUCCUCAUGUUUCUCGGACAAAACCGAUCGAUCUCGGAGAUUUCCGGCUCAUACAUCACUUUCAUGAUCCCGGGACUUUUCGGAUUCGCCCUUCUUCAGUGCUUUAACCGAUUCUUCACGUCUCAAAACAAGGUUUUUCCGUUGAUGCUCUCCUCGGUUUUCGCCACUCUUCUUCACAUUCCAAUCUGUUGGGGGUUCGUUUUCAAGUUCGGGUUUGGGAUAAGAGGAGCUGCGUUGGCUCUUUCGGUUUCCUAUUGGGUUAAUGUCAUCUUGUUGAGCCUUUACAUCAAGUUUUCCUCUUCUUGCUCGAAAUCUUGGGACGGGUUCUCACGAGAGGCUCUCGAGAAUUUUUCUGCGUUUUUUCAGCUCGCUGUUCCGUCGGUGAUCAUGUUUUGUUUAACUAUAUGGUCAUCCGAGACGAUGGUUUUCCUGUCGGGCUUACUUCCGAACGCCGUCUCGGAAACUUCAGUAUUCUCCACUUGUCUAGCAAUCGCAACGAUAACUCGGAUGAUCCCCUAUGCAUCAACGGCCGUAAUAAGUGUGAGGGUAUCGAACGAGCUGGGGGCGGGAAAUGCGGAUGCUGCAUUGCGAGCUAUUCGCGUAUGCUUUGGUGUGACGAUUGCGGCAUGUGGGUUGAUAGGAUCGGGUUUGAUAAUCGCACGUAAAACGUUGGGAUAUAUGUACUCGGAGGAAGCAGGGGUGGUGAAAGGAGUAGCCUCUAUGGUGCCUCUCCUCUCCAUAUCCUACCUCCUUGACAGCCUUCAGUGCAUCCUUUCAGGAGUACUGUCGGGGUCCGGAUGGCAAAAAAUCGGAGCAUUAGUGAACCUCGGAUCGUAUUAUCUCGUCGGAAUCCCGUCGGCGAUUUUGUUCGGCUUCCUGUUACAUAUGGGAGCAACGGGCUUAUGGAUGGGAAUCAUAUGUGCUGCUCUUACGCAAGUGUUGGCUAUCUCUCUUGUCAUGAUCCGUACCAACUGGUCCGAAGAGGUGAAUAAAGCUAAUGGAAGAGUUUAUGCAUCAAUCAUGCCGGAGACUAUGGACAUGGUUGUGGCAUCGUGAAGACUUCCUUGGACAAACCAAAACCAUAUUAUAUAUAUAAAUAAAAAAAAAAACAGAAUCAUCAUUGGUUAUUUCACACAAAACGACGGUGUUUCUCGAUUUUACA